AUGGGUUCUUUUGAAUUUAUGUCGAUAUUCAUUAUGGUCCUACUUUUCCCAUCAUCUCAUCCCAAAGCCAAAGGUGUCGCUUCAGAUUCUGCUAGUGAGGCUGCUGCUCUUUUGAAAUGGAAAGCCAGUUUUCAAAACCAGAACAAUAGCUUGCUAACCUCGUGGAACCGCGACUCCAUCAAUGCAAAGAAUUCUUCCAACCUUCCAUGCACUUGGGCUGGUAUUUCUUGCAUUAACGGAAGUGUCAACAGGUUGAAUCUCUCAGAAUGGAGCAUAAAAGGCAGCCUUUAUGACUUCCCAUUUUCAUCCCUCCCAAAUCUUGAAUAUCUUGAUCUUAGCCUGAAUCAAAUCUUUGGCAGCAUACCUCGUGAAAUAGGUAACUUGUCGAAGCUCAUUUAUCUUGAUUUCUCAGUUAAUGAGUUGUCAAAAGAAAUCCCACCUGAAAUUUGCAACUUGAGAAACUUGACUCGUUUAGCUCUUGGUAGUAAUCAACUUUCAGGUCCAAUUCCAUCUGGAAUAGGAACUCUGCAUACUCUUGUUGAACUUGGUCUGGAGGACAACAAUUUAACAGGUUCAAUUCCAUCCACUUUUGGCAACCUCAACAGGCUAGUAAAGUUAUACCUUUUCCGAAAUCACCUAUAUGGUCCUAUCCCCCACACGAUAGGAAAUCUGAUCUCACUCCAACAUCUUAUCUUGUCUCAAAAUAAUCUUGUUGGUGCAAUCCCAAAGUCACUAGGCAAUUUGACUAAUUUAACUCAUCUGUAUCUCUAUGAGAAUCAACUUUCAGGUCCAAUUCCAAAAGAUUUGGGUGAUCUCAAAUUCCUUAUUGAAAUGGUAAUAAGUGAGAAUCAAUUUAAUGGUUCUAUUCCUGUUUCAAUUGGUAAUUUGAGUAACUUAAACGAACUGUAUCUCCGAGCGAACCAAUUUUCUGGUACCAUUCCAGAAGAGCUUGGAAAACUGCAAAAGUUGGUAGUUUUGGAAUUGGAUCAAAAUCAGUUAUCAGGUCCGUUGCCGGAACUGCUAUGCCAAAAUGGAACCCUCCAAAACAUAACUGUAUCUGAGAACAAGCUUACAGGUCCAAUCCCUCGAAGCUUGAAAUAUUGCUCAAGCUUAAUUAGGGCCCGCUUCAACGGGAACCAUUUCCACGGUAACUUGUCAGAAAUGUUUGGCAUCUAUCCCUUCCUGGAUUUCAUAGAUCUCAGCAACAACGAAUUCCAUGGUGAACUCUCCAGCAGCUGGGGAAAAUGCAAAAGCUUGACAACCCUGAAGGUUGGAAAGAACAACAUCACAGGUGGUAUACCUCCAGAAAUUGGAACUUUAACUCAAUUACAUGCACUUGAUCUUUCUUCAAAUUAUUUAUCUGGGCAGAUACCAAGAGUAGUUGGGAAGUUGGCUUCUAUGCUCGAACUAGAUUUACAUGACAACCAACUCACUGGCAGUAUACCUCAGGAAUUGGGAGCACUGACAGGACUUCUUUAUCUAGACCUGUCCACAAACUCCUUAAAUGGAUCUUUUCCAGAACAUUUGGGAGAUUUGAGGAACUUGUUUCACAUGAACUUGAGCAACAACGUAUUAAGCCAAAAGAUUCCAUUCCAGAUUGGGAAGUUGACCCAACUUUCUGAAUUGGAUUUGAGUCGAAAUUUCUUCACAGGAGAGAUACCAUCUGAGUUCCAAAGUUUGCAGAGCCUAGGAACAUUGGAUCUCUCACACAAUAACCUCUCUGGUUUGAUCCCAAGUGCUUUGGCAAAAUUGCCUGGUCCAUUGCACAUCAAUAUAUCAUUCAAUAAUUUAGAGGGCCCAAUUCCGAGUGGUAGAGCCUUUGUGAAUUUAACCAUAGAGGAAGUACAAGGAAAUAAAGGUUUGUGUGGGAAUUUUUCAGGGUUACCGGCUUGUGAAAGUUCCCCGUUGAUUAAAAAGCAUAUUGCAUAA
Messenger RNA from Coffea arabica (coffee), 1929 nucleotides. The record is from RefSeq and is a predicted model, not a curated record. Lineage: Eukaryota; Viridiplantae; Streptophyta; Magnoliopsida; Gentianales; Rubiaceae.